AUGGACAACAAGGACAAGGAGUACAGGCGCCUUGUGAGAAACUUCGGUGUCUGGUGGAUGGACACGGAGCCCAACCUGCAGUUCCUCCUGCAGGGAGGCGAUCUUCUCAAAGUCCGCUCGCCCAACUGGAAAAAGACUCGCCUCUUCAAACUACAGGAGGACUGUAAGACAAUGUGGCAUGAAUCUAAGAAACCCUUCAAGACAAAGCAGACCUUCUCUCUUGAGGACAUCGCAGCGGUGUGCCCUGGUCGCCAAUCUGACGGCCUACGGAAGAACACAGAGAAGCAGGUUGAACAACGAUGCUUCUCCAUUAUUUUUAAGGGACGUCACAAAAACCUAGACCUCAUCGCCAGCUCACAGGAGGAGGCCAGGUUGUGGGUUCAUAGCCUGGAGAAGAUAAUGGCCAAACUAAAGAACCCCGACACCCAGCAGAAGACAGAGCAUUGGAUCAUCACUCUCCUGAAUAAAGCAGAUAUUAAUAAAGACACUAAGCUGAGCCAGUCCGAAAUAAAGGACUUCCUACGUCUCAUCAACAUGGAAGCAGACGACCAGUAUGCAAAAGUGCUGUUUAAGCAAUGUGAUACGUCUAACUCUGGAUACCUGUACGGAGAAGACAUCAAACACUUCUAUGACCUUCUGACCGACCGGGAGGAGAUCGACGUCAUUUAUAAAACCUACGCCCAAACCUCGGAGUUCAUAAGUCCUGACAACCUGGUGGAGUUCCUGAGGAAAGAACAGAGAGAAAAAGCCGUGCUAGCAGACGCUUACAGGAUAAUCAACACUUACGAGCCGGAUGAAAACGUUAAGACCAAAAGGCUUCUGUCCAAAGAUGGGUUUCUCAUGUACCUGCAAGAUCCAGAGACCGCCGUCUUGAAUCCAGACCACAGGGACGUGUACCAGGACAUGACCAAGCCACUUAAUCACUACUUCAUCUCCUCUUCCCACAAUACCUACCUAAUGGAAGAUCAGCUAAAGGGGCCCAGCAGCCCGGCAGCCUUUAUCAAAGCUCUGCUGAAAGGCUGUCGAUGCGUGGAGCUCGACUGCUGGGACGGAUCAGACAACGAGCCAGUGAUCUACCAUGGGUACACCCUCACCUCUAAAAUACUCUUCAAAGAUGCGAUCCAAGCCAUUAAGGAGUACGCCUUCAAGACAUCCGAUUACCCUGUCAUCAUCUCCCUGGAGAACCACUGCAGUGUGGAGCAGCAGGAAGUAAUUGCCCACCACAUGAGCUGCAUCCUGGGUAGCGCACUCGUUACCGCUCCCCUAGGAGAUGGCAUGCCCACUAAUUUCCCAUCUCCCCAGGAAUUAAAGGGAAGGUUCCUAAUUAAAGGAAAGAGGCUAAAUAAACUGGAAACCACAUUUGCCGCCGCAGAGACUGAUGGAGUCACCGAGGAGGAGGAGUCUGACGAUGAAAAUGAGCAGAAGAAAGAGAAAAGCAAGAAGAAGCUGAAACUAGCAAAAGAACUGUCAGACAUGGUGAUCUACUGCAAGAGUGUGCACUUCAACGGCUUUGAUGAUGCACAGAAGAAUUUGAGCUUCUACGAGAUGUCCUCCUUUAACGAGGGAAAGGCUGUGAAGCUGGCCGAGGAGUCAGCGAACGCCUUCAUCCGUCACAAUGUGGAAAAACUGAGCCGGAUAUAUCCAGCAGGCUCCAGAACCAACUCAUCUAACUACAACCCUGUGCCGCUGUGGAAUUCUGGCUGCCAAAUUGGUACCUAUCAUUUACUUGUAGAGAAUUAUGUAUACCGUAUUCAAUACCGAGUGAAAGAAAUUUCAGAAUGGGAUGGUAAUAUUUGUCCAUGUUUCUCUGAUUUCCACCAGAUUAUAUCAGGCCAACAACUCCCCAAAGUGAAUAAGAAGAAAUCCUCUAUUGUAGACCCACUGGUUAAAGUCCAGUUGUACGGCGUGCCAGCAGAUGAGGCAGAGAAAAAAACCUGUUACAUUGAAAACAAUGGAUUUAAUCCUUUGUGGAAUGAAAACUUUCAAUUUGACGUGCGCGUGCCUGAUCUGGCGCUGGUGCGCUUUCUCGUGGAGGACCAUGACACCAUAUCUGACAAUGAGUUCAUCGGACAGUUCACACUUCCAUUUAACAGCUUACAAAUGGGAUACAGACACGUGCCUCUGCUGGACAAAAACGGUGACCGUUUCCCCUCAGCUACGCUCUUUGUACACAUUAUGAUCCUGGAUUCUAAGUGAGAGACUUGCAGAUCGUCUCGUUGCUCUGCGAGAAACUACGAAGCCUUGUCUUAGCUAUUACUAACGAGGUUUUU
Cynoglossus semilaevis (tongue sole) is the source of this 2270-nucleotide messenger RNA. RefSeq names its product 1-phosphatidylinositol 4,5-bisphosphate phosphodiesterase delta-1-like. Gene Ontology annotation, molecular function: phosphatidylinositol-4,5-bisphosphate phospholipase C activity; calcium ion binding. Gene Ontology annotation, cellular component: plasma membrane. The transcript is spliced from 14 exons. The record is from RefSeq and is a predicted model, not a curated record. Bases 1 to 2196 code for a protein of 731 amino acids. NCBI's taxonomy places the organism in Eukaryota, Metazoa, Chordata, Actinopteri, Pleuronectiformes, Cynoglossidae. Gene Ontology annotation, biological process: intracellular signal transduction; lipid metabolic process.